CACUUUUACUGCUCUUUUGUCAGCUUGCAGUCACUCUGGACUUAUUGAUAAAGGGUGGAAGUAUUACCACCUUAUGUCAAAAAAAUUUGGGAUUAUCCCAACACCAGAACACCAUGUUUGCAUUGUAGACAUGAUUGGACGGGCUGGUAUUUGCUCCAUGUGGAGCCUGAAAAUAGUAGCUAUUAUGUAACUGUUUCAAACCUUUAUGCAUACAAGAUAGAAGGAUUGACGAAACCCUGUGGUCAUAGCAUUGUUGAUUAAACGGUGGAUCAAAAACCAUAUAAGCUAUACAGUGCGAAGAAUGACAAAAAAUGUUCCACUUCACCGACUACUUCCGGCAGGCUCUCUUAAAUGUGACACAGGUAUCUGAUUCAAAAGCUUUGCUUUCUACUCCAUGUUUUUCAAUGAGUUCUGUCUACUCUAUGUUCAUAAGGUUGUCUCAGCCCUUGCUGUUGACCAUGCAGGAUCCAGAGUGCUCUCUGGUAGCUAUGACUAUACAGUGCAUAUGUAUGAUUUCCAAGGUAUGAAUUCAAAGCUGCAAUCAUUCAGGCAAUUAGAACCCUUUGAGGGCCAUCAAGUUCAUAGCCUAAGUUCGAGUCCAACGUCAGAUCGAUUCUUAUGUGUUACAGGUUUAGCUCAGGCCAAGGAAGGGCUUACACUAGGCGAGUUUGUUAAGGGUGAUAUGUAUAUUCGUGAUCUGAAGAAUACAAAGGGUCACAUUUGCGGGCUUACAGGUGGUGGGUGGGAUGUGUCGGAGUUUAAAAGUCAAAAGUAGGUAGUUUAAUCUAUUAUGUCUAUUUGUCAGACAUUAAUGCGUUGUUUCUAUGAAGUAAUAUCAGGCGGCCCUAGAAUGCACUGUAAUUGCUUUCUUUUAGUAUGCGAUUGCUUGGAGUUCAUCAUUUUCCUAUUGGAAUAAACAAAGCUUCUAUCAUUUGAACUCUGGAUAGUUGAAGCUUGGUGUUUAUACUUUAUAAAUAGGUCAUCAAACCUAAGCUAGCAAGACCAAUGCGAAUUGUGGGUGCCAUAGGAGAUGGUUCAAUACAGGUAUAUCCCUUUGUUGCAUUGUCACUUUAUUCUUGAUAUGAUCUCUUACCUGUAUACUGUGUCCUACUUGAUCCCAAUGAAUAAUUUAUAUGGGAUUUUAUUAGCUUUCCUGUAUGUAUAACUUUGCUCCAAACGAAACAAUCAAACUUCCACCUAUUUGAAAUAUUUCAUUAUAUAUUUAUGUGUUUUCUUACUGCCUUCAGUGCUGAAAAUAUUGGGGUUCCGCCAGUCGCUGAAGUCAUAUGGUUUAAAUAGAUUAGAUCAGUUCAAUUUGAUUCCUCAAUGUCCUUUUUUAGAGAUGUCAAUCAACUGCUUCAGCAGUUAAUUACAAAGUAAUACAAUGUGACUGAAUGUAGUUGUUGAAAAUGCCUAUAUAUGAUGUCUCCAUCAUGAUCUCUGAAUUUUUCAUAAUAGUUGCUGCUGCUCUAGCAGCCUAAAAAAUUGGAUUUUUCAGCAU
Messenger RNA from Phragmites australis (common reed), 1501 nucleotides. RefSeq lists its product as uncharacterized. Gene Ontology annotation, biological process: regulation of DNA double-strand break processing. The transcript has 3 exons. Lineage: Eukaryota; Viridiplantae; Streptophyta; Magnoliopsida; Poales; Poaceae. Gene Ontology annotation, molecular function: protein binding. Gene Ontology annotation, cellular component: site of double-strand break; nucleus. The record is from RefSeq and is a predicted model, not a curated record. The coding region runs from base 395 to 775 and encodes 126 amino acids.